Molecule: messenger RNA, 1309 nt
Organism: Oppia nitens
Lineage: Eukaryota; Metazoa; Arthropoda; Arachnida; Sarcoptiformes; Oppiidae
Exons: 4
Coding region: 2-1309 (435 amino acids)
Biological process (GO): peptidoglycan catabolic process
Molecular function (GO): N-acetylmuramoyl-L-alanine amidase activity; zinc ion binding
Source: RefSeq, a predicted model, not a curated record
GAUGUUGGUGCUGCUCCUGGUGUUGCUCCUGGUGCUGGUGUUGCUCCUGGUGUUGGUUCUGCUCCUGGUGCUGUUCCUGGUGUCGCUCCUGGUGCUGUUCCUGGUGUUGCUCAUGGUGCUGGUGYUGCUCCUGAUGCUGCUGCUCCUGGUUGGUGCUGCUCCUGGUGUUGGUGCUGCUCCUGAUGCUGGUGUAACUACUGGUGCUGCUCCUGGUGCUGCUCCUGGAGUUGGUGCUGCUCCUGGUGUUGGUGCUGCUCCUGAUGCUGGUGUACCUGGUGCUGCUCCUACUGGUGCUGCUCCUGUUGCUGGUGCUGCUGCUCCUGGUGUUGGUGCUGCUCCUGGUSCWGCUCCUGGUGCUGCUCCUGAUGCUGGUGUACCUACUGGAGCUGCUACUGGUGCUGGUGUAUCUACUGGUGCUGCACCUGGAGUUGGUGCUGCUMCUGCAAUGUUUGGAAAACAAUUGGUUAGUUUGCUAACAAUUUUAUUGAUUACAGCAUUUAAUUGCUAUAAUUGUUUAAAAGAUUUACAAAAAGAAUGUCCGGACGUAUCGCUGAUUAGACGUAGCGAAUGGGGCGCACGUCUACCCAAAGAACAAUCAAUACUUGACACUAACAAACUAACCGACCGUCAUAUCUAUAUACAUCAUACUAGUAGUCUAUAUAGCAAUCAAUGUUUGACUAUGAGCUCAUGUACCGAAGCUGUACGCCAUAUACAGGACAGUCAAAUGCUUAGACCCGAUCGUAUGGAUAUUACCUAUAAUUUUCUGGUCGGCGGUGACGGCCAUAUAUACGAAGGACGCGAUCGGCAACUGCUAAACACUAACGGAUCGGACGAUCAAGCGGUAUGGAUAGCAUUUAUUGGUCAAUACAAUAACCAGUCGCCAGGGCCGGUGAUGUUGGAUUCGGCACAACGUUUGGUGAAAUGUUUGGACAAAUUGGGCGAUCGAUUGACCCAAGAUUAUCAAUUGCACGGUUCGCGCGAUAGAUGGUGUACCCAGAGUCCUGGUCAACAGUUAUACGAUAUUAUCAAACAAUGGCCACAUUUUCUGGSUGGACCAUUACCUGAUUAUAGUUGUAAUAAAACCAAUGCUACUGGUGCUGGUGUUCCUACUGGUGCUGAUGCAGGUGGUGGUGUUCCUACUGGUGCUGCAKCAGGUGGUGGUGUAGGUGUUCCUACAGGUGCUGCUCCUGAUGUAGGUGUACCUACAGGUGCUGGUCCCGGUGCUGGUGUACCUACAGGUGCUGCUCCUGGUGUUGGUCUACCUACAGGUGCUGCUCCUGGUGUUGGUUUACCUACUGCUGCUGUCUAA